GAGCACACAUUGUUUUGAAAAUAAUGCCUUGGAAAUUUUAGUGCACUCCGGUGUAACAUACACAAAAUAAAAAAUGUUUUCAAUUGCUAAAAAAAUAUCUAUUUGUUCGCUAUCAGCUCGUGUAUUAUAUAAUAAUAGCCAAAAUAUCCUCCCUACAAUAGCAUGCAACUGGAUUGUGUCAACAAGAGAAAAAGGUUAUGGGCAUGGCAUUAGAAAAAUAAAAAAAUUUGACAAUUAUUGGGUUCCAAAGAAACGUAAGUUUACUGAUGAUAAGCUCACUAAAGAAAAUAAAGAUUUCUUACAAGAAGUAAUCAAUGACAAAUACCUAAAGCCAGGGGAAAGUCCUUUAAGAGAACAACCAAACACUGAUAGAGCUGAAUGGACUCCUGAAUCUGUAAGGGCUGGUCUAAUUGCUAGAAAAAUAGGAAUAUAUCCAAUGUGGACAAAAUCAGGGAAAAAAAUAUUGACAACUUUGUUACAGGUUGUCGAUAACCAUGUAAUUAGGUACAAUCCUCCUGAAAUAUUUUCUCAAUCAAAAUAUAGCAAGUCUAAUUUAAUGCCAUCUGAUACUAGAACUUAUGGAAGUUUGGUGGUUGGAGCCGAAAGUGCCGACCCUCAACUGUUUACUGCUGCUUACAAUGGUCUUUUUGCUGAAGCUGGGGUUAUGCCGAAAAAGAAAUUAACUCGUUUUCGUAUUACGCCUGAUGCUAAAAUAGAACCAGGCACUCCACUAUUCGCAAACCAUUUUAGAGUAGGAGAUUAUGUGAAUAUAAGAGGCAUAACAAAAUAUCAUGGCUUUCAAGGUGUUGUGAAGAGAUUUGGAUUUAAAGGUGGACGUGCAACUCAUGGUGUCACAAAAAGUCAUAGGAGACCUGGAUGUAUUGGUAGUGGUAGAAAAAGAGGUGUUUGGAAAGGGAAAAAAAUGCCAGGACUUAUGGGUGGACGAUAUCGAUUAGCUCGUGGACUUAAGAUUUGGCGAAUUAAUACUAAAUAUAAUGUAUUAUAUAUACAUGGACCAGCAGUGCCUGGUAUUAAUGGAAACUAUUGUACAAUCUACGAUUGCUAUAUUCCUAAAAAGAAUCAUAAAGAAGAUAACCCUCCACCCUUCCCAACAUUUUAUCCUGAAGAUGUUGAAGAGCCUUUGCCAGAAAAUAUUUAUGAUAAAGAUCUUCAUAACUUUUCAGAUCCAUCAAUAACAAUUGAAGAUGAAGAAGCUGAAUCUAAAGGAUAAUGUUUGUGUAGUGUAAAAUGUGUAUAGUUUGUAAUAAAAUUAUUAUAUAAAAUAA
This is a messenger RNA of Argiope bruennichi, 1286 nucleotides long. It is a transcript of the gene mRpL3, whose product is annotated as 39S ribosomal protein L3, mitochondrial-like. The coding region runs from base 74 to 1231 and encodes 385 amino acids. Lineage: Eukaryota; Metazoa; Arthropoda; Arachnida; Araneae; Araneidae. The transcript has 9 exons. Gene Ontology annotation, molecular function: structural constituent of ribosome. Gene Ontology annotation, biological process: translation. The record is from RefSeq and is a predicted model, not a curated record. Gene Ontology annotation, cellular component: mitochondrial large ribosomal subunit; ribosome.